Chara braunii is the source of this 1269-nucleotide messenger RNA. The record is from the annotation of a GenBank genome assembly. Lineage: Eukaryota; Viridiplantae; Streptophyta; Charophyceae; Charales; Characeae.
GCCGAGUCCACUCAUACGUCUCCUGCCGACGCAGAUGUUGAGGAACUCAUGCGGUUCACGGCUGACUUAGAGCCCGUCAUUCGCGACCUGAUUCGGGACUACCGCGACGCUUUCCUCCCGUAUUUCUCAUACAGCGGGAUUUCCCCGAUGUGCGGUGUCGAGCAUUCCAUCCAGCUCGUGCCUGACUAUCAUGUUCACCAUCAGGCACCAUACCGACUCUCGAUUCCAGAGGCGACGGAACUCGAGCGUCAGCUUGAGGAGCUCCUUCGACUUGGUUUCAUUAAACCUAGUAACUCCCCUUGGGGUGCACCUGUCCUCUUUGCUCGCAAAGCGGACGGAACUCUCCGUCUUUGCAUCGAUUAUCGCGGCCUUAACCGUUACACGAUUAAGAACAACUAUCCCAUGCCCCGCGCGGAUAAGCUUUUUGACCGUCUGGCAGGCAACCGCUUCUUCACGAAGAUCGAUCUUCGUAGCGGUUACCACCAGAUCCGCGUUGCCGCAGAGGACCAGCCGAAGACCGCCUUUCGGUCGCGCUUCGGCCACCACGAGUUCACGGUGAUGCCAUUCGGCCUCACCAAUGCACCCACCACCUUCCAGACGGCGAUGAACGACAUCUUCAGGGACAUCCUUGAAGAAUACGUUAUCGUAUAUCUGGACGGCAUCCUGGUCUACAUUCGUACCUUAGAAGACCAUAUCAGACACCUCCGCGAUGUCCUACAGCGCUUACGCAAGCAUGGCUUCUAUGCCAAGCUCAGUAAGUGCCGCCUUGCCCAGCGCAAAGUGGACUUCCUAGGACACUAUGUGUCUGACCAGGGUCUCAACAUGGACGACGCGAAGAUCACUGCUAUUGCAAAGUGGCCCGUCCCCACAUCUGCCAAGCAGUUUCGCAGCUUUCUAUGCCUCAUCAGCUACUAUAGUAAUUUUAUCCAGGGAUACGCUAGGUAUUCCUACGUCCUUACCUCCACCCUCCUCUGGAAGAACCCACCGUGGUUUUGGACACCUCUCUGCGAGGACGCCUUCCGCGCYCUCAAGAAGGCGGUGACUUGCGCACCGGUUCUUCGCCUUCCCGAUUUUGAUCGUCCCUUUAUCGUCACCACCGAUGCGUCAGAUUUUGCAGUAGGAGCUGUCCUUUCUCAGGUGUUUCCCUCUCCUCCAGAUUCACCUUACCCCCAUGUUCCUCCUUCUCCCCCCCUCCUGCUGACACCGCUUCUCGACUGACGCCUAUCCUACCACCACUUCCCUCCACUGAUAGUCGUCCCAUUACUUACU